Erythranthe guttata (spotted monkey flower) is the source of this 1742-nucleotide messenger RNA. RefSeq lists its product as uncharacterized. The record is from RefSeq and is a predicted model, not a curated record. Lineage: Eukaryota; Viridiplantae; Streptophyta; Magnoliopsida; Lamiales; Phrymaceae.
UUUUUUUUUUUUUUUUUCUGUCUCAUGCAUAAUUCUGCACACAGUAUACACACUGACUGCGUUUAAUUUGCUGAGCUGUGUGCUUUUUAAUUAGGGUUACCUUUUGCUUUGAUUCUUCUGUUUUUCAUCACAUGGGCUUGUGUUUCUGUUGAUUAAAAACUUCUGUUUUUUGAACUUUUUUCUUCAAGUGUUCAUUUCCAGUUCUUGAUACUUGAUUCUUGAUUCUGUACGUUCUUUAAUUUAAAGAAUUGCCCCUUUUGGGUUUCUUGCAUUUUUGUUCUUUGCUUCCAUUUUCAGUAUUUCUAUCUUCUUUACAAGGGUUUUACUGUUAUAAAAAAAAAAAAGGGUUCUUGAUUUUCUAAUUCAUCUACAUUCUUUGUCUUGAUUUGAAGAAACCCAUGUGCCAAAAUUAGUGUAAUCAGUAAAAAAAAUUCAAUCUUGCUGCUUCCAAAAAUUCUUGAAAAGGAAAAAACUUCAAUCUUGAAGUGAAAAAAAAAAUAAAACAAAAAUGCAGCACACAAAAUCAGAAUCAGAUAUUACAAGUUUAGCCCCUUCAUCACCAUCAAGAUCUCCGAAAAGGCACCCGGUUUACUAUGUGCAGAGCCCAUCAAGAGAUUCACACGAUGGAGACAAGUCUUCAUCCAUGCAUGCAACCCCCAAUUUCCACAGCCCAAUGGAGUCCCCUUCCCACCCUUCCUUCGGCCGCCACUCCAGAAACUCCUCCGCCAGCAGAUUCUCCGGUAUAUUCCGGUCCUCCUCCGGUCGUAAAGGCGGUGGCGGUGGCCGGAAGAGAAACGACAAGGGCUGGCCCGAGUGUGAUGUGAUUGUGGAGGAAGGGAAUUACGACGAACUCGAAAACGAGAAGACUUUCACGCGCCGGUGCCAGGCUUUGAUGGCGCUUUGCGGGUUUAUCGUGCUUUUUACGGUGUUUUGUUUGAUUAUCUGGGGUGCCGGCAGGCCGUACAAGCCGGAUGUUGCUGUUAAGAGCUUGACGGUCAACAAUGUGUACAUAAGUUCCGGCACAGACUUCACUGGAGUUCCAAUGAAAACCCUCAAUGUGAACGGAUCACUGAGAAUCAACGUAUACAAUCCCGCUACAUUUUACGGGAUCCACGUCAGCGCGACACCUGUCAACCUCGUAUACUCAGAAGUCAUAGUUGCAACAGGAGAGCUGAAGAAAUAUUACCAGCAAAGGAAAAGUCACAAGAACGUGCUGGUACACAUAGAAGGAACGAAGGUUCCAUUAUAUGGGGCAGGAUCGAACUUGGUAAUUACGGACAAUGCUGUUUUUAAGUUACCGUUGAGAUUGGAGUUUGAGCUGAUUUCGCAAGGAGAUGUUGUGGGGAAAUUGGUUAGGACAAAGCAUCGGAGAAGGGUUUCUUGUCCUGUGGUUAUCGACUCCACGAGCAGCAAGCCCAUCGUACUGAACAAGGAUUCGUGCAAUUCAACGAAGCCCGAGUUAACUCCGUGAACUUGUAAAUGUAGUAGUUCCUGUUUAUUUGCGGAACGGAACCACGUGUGAAACUACUUGUCGAAAAUCAUAUAUAUAGAGUUGGAGAGAGGUAUUAACAAGACUGAAAAACAUGUAAAAAAUGUGAAGAGUGUGUUAAUCAUUCUCUCUUGUAGUUGAUUUUUUUUUUUUUGUUUGGAAUUGAUUUUAUUAUUUGGUUCUUGUUUUUCAGUGUAAUGGUUUGGUAAUAAGAACUUGGGAGAAAAAUAUGUGAUCAUUGUUUCCAUAUCCU